Pectinophora gossypiella (pink bollworm) is the source of this 694-nucleotide messenger RNA. RefSeq names its product copper transport protein ATOX1 (gene Atox1). Gene Ontology annotation, cellular component: cytosol. Bases 176 to 394 code for a protein of 72 amino acids. Gene Ontology annotation, molecular function: copper chaperone activity; metal ion binding. Gene Ontology annotation, biological process: copper ion transport. Lineage: Eukaryota; Metazoa; Arthropoda; Insecta; Lepidoptera; Gelechiidae. The transcript is spliced from 2 exons. The record is from RefSeq and is a predicted model, not a curated record.
UUGACAACUCAAUGUUGACGUGUGAUUGAUUUGUUGAUAACACAGGUCAUUGUAUUUACAUGUAUUAUAAUUAGUAAAAUUCUCAAGUAGGUACACGUAAUUUAAUAAAUUUUGGGAAACAUAUUUUUAUACGUAAAGUUAUUUGUGGUACGUGGUGCAUACGCUGUUCUUAAUUAUGUCAUCGACACACAUCUUCAACGUAGAGAUGACGUGUGAGGGGUGCUCCGGCGCGGUGGAGCGGGUCCUCAACCGGCUCAAGGGGCAAGGCGUGGACAGCGUCAAUAUCAGCCUGCCGGAGCAGAAGGUCUCUGUCACCUCCACACUUAGUGCGGACCAGCUACUAGAUGUUAUAAAGAAAACCGGAAAGAAAACCACUUAUGUUGGCACAGAAUAAACGUGACUUGUUUUAUACUGUUGGAAUUUAUAAAAAUGUGCUUUCUCUGUGAAAGGUGUACACAAAACUAUCAAAUAAAGAAAAAUAAUGAUUAUGAAAUUAGUUGCAAAAUUAAAACAAUCUUCCAGUACAAUUGUAGAAAGUAUUUUUAUCGAAUUUAAAUUAUGGCUUGUUUUGCCUGGCAUUUUUCAAAUUUUUACUUGUGAACAUUCAAAUGUGAUCAAUCAUUUAGCAAUUAUAAUAAUUACUAUAUUAUGUACAUACAGAAUUUUUAAUAAAAAUGUUUUUUCAAUCAUAAAA